This is a messenger RNA of Gigantopelta aegis, 2570 nucleotides long. RefSeq lists its product as uncharacterized. The record is from RefSeq and is a predicted model, not a curated record. NCBI's taxonomy places the organism in Eukaryota, Metazoa, Mollusca, Gastropoda, Neomphalida, Peltospiridae. The coding region runs from base 66 to 2033 and encodes 655 amino acids. The transcript is spliced from 4 exons.
UUUCUGGUAAUCGUUUGACUCGCCGUGUUCUUCUCAGUGUAUGCAAGGGGGGUGGCUCUUACAGAAUGAGGAGUUCUCUGCUCGGCAUAAACAGAAAAACCUUGCAAAGACAUGAAAAGCCUAAGCACAAGCCUAUGGGAAUUAAGAAAGAAGCAGAGAAGAAAGCUGCUGAGUUUCUUCAGCAGGAAGCUACACAACUGCCUGACCAAAAACGUGUCAGUAAAAAGACUGGGAAGAGCACAUUGCUCUUAACACAACCUCUCCGCGAUCUUCACAAGCGCUUUGAAGAAACGGGACUUAGCGUCAGUUUUUCUACAUUUGCAAAGUGUCGACCAUCAAACGUGAAGUUAAUGGCACAGGCACGUUUAAGACAGUGCCUGUGUGAAUACUGCACCAAUGUGGGAUUGAAACUGUUGACGCUGAACAAGGUUGUUGCAGCACAGAAGGUAUACACCUGUAACAUAAAGCAUGAGAGGGAUGCAGUGAGGAUUUCAUCGUGUAGCGCCACAAACAAGAAUUGUGCAUAUCGUGUCUGCAACCUGUGCGGUGUCCAUCUACUUGAUGAACACACCCGUCCUCUUCUGCAGCAUGUUAUGGAGCUGAGUUGGCACCGGUGGGAGAACAAAAUUGUGACCACAAAUGGAAAGCAGGUUAACCGGAAAGUCCUAGUCACCAAGAGGGGAAUGGUUACUGAUCUCAUGGAAGAAUUGAAAACUGAGGUUGCCUUCCUGUCUGGACACCUCUUUCGAGCAGAUUGGCAGCAUCUCCAAUUCAAGCAAAUUAAAGAUGUAGUUCCAUUUCCAGCUGACACCAUCUGCAUGGUAAUGGACUUCGCGGAAAAUUUUACCUGCAUGUAUCAACAGGAAGUGCAGGCGGCCCACUGGCACCAUGAGCUCGUGACAGUGCACCCUACCGUUACAUACUACAGAUGUCCAGUCUGCCAAGAUACAACAACCGAGUCCCUGGUCUUUAUCAGCAGUGAUAAAAAACAUGACUACCAUGCCGUCCAGUGCUUCACAAUUAAAGCCCUACAACACCUCAGGGAGAAACGAGGCCUGACCGUCGGUCACAUCGUUCAGUGGACAGAUGGCUGUGGUUCACAGUACAAGAGUCGAGGCCCAUUCUCCGACAUCUCCAGAGCCGUGGUUGACCUUGAUGCCACUCUAGAGCGCCACUUCUUUGGAUCAAGACACGGGAAAGGCCCCUCGGAUGGGGAGAGUGCUGUGGUCAAGCACCAUGCUGCCUCUGCUGUUGCCGCUGGCAGUGUCAUUAUAGCUUCAGCUGAAGACCUCUUCAGUUACUGUUCAAAUUCAGCCCUCAAUAAACAACCCCCGAGUGAAGGGUGCAUCCACUUCUUGCGCUCCUUCUUUUGGGUUGGGGAAAGAGAUGUCAAAAGAGACCGAAUGGACAGGGAUGUGAAGACAGUUCCUGGAACACGCUCCUUCCACUCCGUUAAGUCUGUUGAAAAGAACAUAAUCCUGACAAGGGAGCUGACUUGUUGUUGCCUAGCAUGCCAGACUGGUGAUAGGGACUGCAUUUCCACAGCAACAGCUGGACCCUGGUCAUCCCAUGUCCUGCGACCGGAUAGCCACCAGCAGCCUACUCAACCUGCUGAUGCUGAUGAUGUUCAGUCUUCGGGUCCAUCUGCAGUAACUGAAGUACAGUUUUCACGGUUGAGUUCUUCAGUGGGUGAUGAUGUGCAACUUGCGACUGCUGCUAUUCCUUCUCUUGAUACAAUUGAAAAGGACCAGGCUUCCAGUGAAGUUCCCCAAGAUGCUUCUGCAGCCAGAUUUCAGUAUGGCAGCUGGGUGAAUGUGAAAUUUGGUACAGAAGGAAGCAAGCAGCAGGCCAAAUUUUAUAAUGGAAUGGUCCUCCAGAUUGAUGGCAGGGACAUACAGGUGACCUUCUUACGGAACAGAGGGUCAUUUUACAGCUUUCCUGUCAGUGAGGACAUUGCCUGGGUCUCAGCAGAGAAUGUGGAAUGCAUCACACCACCUACCAUCAACUCCCGUGGCCAGCAUUUUUUCCCCUGAUAUCUGAUGUCUGCUUUUUAAUUCCAAUGACUGUGGUUUCGUGUCCACGUAACAACCAUAACACAAUUUACUUCAUUAAUUAUAGCUAAAAGCAUAUUCAAACAAAUACAAUGAUUAUCUUUUGUUAAAAUAGGAGUGGUAUAGCUUGUAAAAGGACCCAAAUAUAUAUCUGCUUGGAUUAAAAAAUUGGAUAGCAGAAAUGUCAAAUGUCUAUCGGUUGCUGGCGCUAAAGCGCUGGACACAAAACUAAGCUACUUAGAUCAUGUCCAUUGAGAUAUUUUAUUGCAAUUGUUAAAUGCACACCAUUUAAUAAGCCAAUGAACACAGCUGAUGUAAUAAAUAAUGAUUUAACAAUUAGUGUUGCUCUUUUGUAUAUACUGUUUGGUGUCCAUGUAACAACCGUAAUAUUGCGCUAGUCACUACAUACUAUGAACCCUAGUAAAAAAGUGACUGGGUCAACUAUCAUUUUCUCUCUCAAAAUAUGUUCUUGGAAGGCCAUGGUUUUAAUCAUAUAUAUUUAUGGGCCCUUUGUAAAAA